This is a messenger RNA of Paramormyrops kingsleyae, 6278 nucleotides long. NCBI's taxonomy places the organism in Eukaryota, Metazoa, Chordata, Actinopteri, Osteoglossiformes, Mormyridae. The record is from RefSeq and is a predicted model, not a curated record.
UAUGGAGGAAGGAAUAAAUGCAAGAUGGCUCCUCAUAUAAAAUCAGCCUCCUGGCUUCUCUAUUGCGAACAACAAAAUAAGUCUUUAUAUCUCAUUAGAUUAAAACAUUUUUCUGGUAGCAGUUCUGCGGGAUAAUUUAAGCUUUACGGUGAUAUACGUGUAACUUAAGGCAUGAUCCUGUGACGCCAGUUGUUCGAGAGAAAAGCGGGACCUAUUUAGAAACUAUGAAUUAGGAGCACUCAUCUCGACUGUCUGGCUUUGGAAGGCAGCGCGACAGAUCAGGGCCUCUAUUCAGGAAACCUAUUUUUUAAAAAACAGUGUAUCAAAACUAUUAAAUUCAUGGUGUCUUUGUACGCUUGCCCGGAUUACAGAAUAGCACAGUGACGCUCUGGAUCACAGCAUGGCUGUUUCAAGGCUUGACCGUCUGUUCAUUCUGCUGGACACGGGUACAACUCCAGUGACUAGGAAGGCUGCAGCCCAGCAGCUGGGGGAUGUUGUCAAGCUCCACCCACAUGAGCUUAACAACCUGUUAUCUAAGGUUAUAACAUACUUGAGAAGCCCAAAUUGGGACACACGCAUUGCAGCUGGCCAGGCAGUGGAAGCCAUUGUUAAGAAUAUUCCCGAAUGGAGUCCAGCCCCCAAGCCUAAAGAAGAGUCAGGCUCGGACCCAUGUCUGGAAGAUACCUCAUCGGACCGACUCAGCUUCUACAGGUUUGACAUCAUUCGUCUGCUGAAACAUGGUGCAUCUCUUCUUGGGUCUGCUGGAGCUGAGUUUGAAGUCCAGGAUGACAAAUCAGCUGAGGUGGAUCCCAAGGAGCGGCUGGCCCGCCAGAGGAAGCUGCUGCAGAAGAAACUAGGUCUGGACAUGGGGGCUGCCAUUGGGAUGGACACAGAGGAGCUCUUCAAUGAUGAGGACCUGGACUACUCUCCAAGCUGCAACCCUGGAGGGCAGAAAGCCUCAGGAGCAAAGGCUUCGGUCUGUCCGACCUCACGCAACCACCACACGACUAUGCAGGCAGCUGAGCUGAUAGAUUCGGAGUUCCGGCCAGGCAUGAGUAAUCGACAGAAGAACAAGGCGAAGAGGAUGGCCAAGCUGGUGGCCAAGCAAAGAUCAAGGGACAUGGACACCAAUGAGAAAAGCAACGACAGCUUUGAAGGGGAACCCGAGGAGAAACGCAGAAAAACCACAAAUGUUGUUAUUGAGCAACCAGCGGUGGAGCACAAAGUCUUAAUAGAUAACGUUCCAGAUAACUCAAACCUGUUUGAGGAGACGCAAGAAUGGCCACUAGAGAGUUUUUGUGAUGAGCUCUGCAAUGAUCUUUUCAAUCCAUCUUGGGAGACCCGCACUCGUCCCAUUGGCCACCUCAGACCCGCACUCGUCCCAUUGGCCACCUCAGACCCGCACUCGUCCCAUUGGCCUGUCACGAUGCGCCUGGCAGCCAAUGUACUUUUGUGUUUUUUGUCUUCCAGCAUCCAGCAGUCGCUCACUGUUCUUGUGCCUCGGGUCUGGCCAUUCCUCCGCCACACAAUAUCCUCCGUUCGCAAGGCAGCACUAGAGACUCUCUUCACCCUCUUAUCCAAAGCUGACCAGAGCUGUGCCGAAUGGCUCACCCCCAUCCUUCAGGACGUGCUGAGGCACAUUUUCCAGUCAUGUAUCCUGGAGAGCAACCAAGAGAUUUUGGAACUUAUCCAGAAGGUUUGGACUGAGCUGAUCAGCCAGGCCCCGCAGCAGUAUGUGGUAGCGGCCAGCUGCCCGUGGAUGGGGGCCUGGCUCUGUCUUAUGAUGCAGCCCUCUCAUAUUCCCAUAGACCACAACAUGCUGCUGGAGGUGAAGGCACGCUCCAAGGAAAAGUCAUGUGGGAAGGCCCGGCAGGGCCCCAAUCAGGUGAAGGAGACCAUCCAGGAGUACAUCGCUGGUGCAGAAACCGUGACGGAAGACCCUGCCACGCGGGACUACGUGGUGAUGCGAGCCCGUCUCAUGGCUGCCAAGUUACUGGGGGUGCUGUGUCACUGCAUCUGUGACCCCCGGCUCAAUGCCACCACCCAGGAAAUCCGGCCCGCCGAGUCACUGGCCCAGCUACUGCUCUUCCACCUGAACUCCAAGUCAGCCCUGCAGCGCGUCGCUGUGGCCCUGGUGCUGUGCGAAUGGGCAGCUCUGCCCCAGGAGUGCAGAGUCGUGUCCGGCGCUGUGCAGCCGCGCUUACUGGCCAUCCUGUCGGAGCACCUUUACUACGACGAGAUUGCCAUCCCCUUCACCCGCAUGCAGAAUGAGUGUAAGCAGCUUAUCGCCCUGCUGGCCGACGCCCAGAUCGACGUCAGCGAACGAGUCAACUGCUCCGUGUUCACCAUCGAUCAGGCCAACGAGCUGGUGACCACCAUCUUCUCCGAGUGCACGGCCGGCAUAAACGUGAAGUCCCGGUGCUGGCAUCCGCUGGACAGCAAGCGGCAGCAGGCUCUGUCCACGGUGGGCGAGACCAGUCAGGAGUGGCAGCUGCUGCACCUGCGCGUGCACAUGUUCGCCGCCUGCGCCACCGUCAACCUGCAGGUGCUGCCCGACAAGCUGAACCCGGUGAUCCGGCCGCUGAUGGAGGCGGUGAAGCGGGAGGAGAACACGCUGGUGCAGGGCUACGCGGCGGCCUUCAUCGCCAGGCUGCUGCGGCAGUGUGCCAUCCGCUCGCCCUGCCCCAAUGGCAAGAUCAUAAAGAACCUCUGCAGCUCUGUGUGUGCAGACCCCCUGCUCACGCCAUCUGCAGCCUGCCCUGUCCCACCUACCCAGGAGCCCGUGAAAGCUGGUGUGUCUGAUAAAGAUGGCAUGAACCACGUGGUCAACAAGACGAAGGGGAUCAUCACACUGUACCGUCACCAGAGAGCAGCAUUUGCCAUCACGAGUAAAAGAGGCCCCGCCCCCAAAGUUCAGAAGACCUCACCCACAGAUUUGCCUACUGGCAGCAUGGUUGCCAUAGACACGGAUGAGAGUAAAAAGCCGUGUCUCAUUCAGAGAAGAGGAGCCGAGUUCUCCCUGAUGACCAUCGCCAGGCACUUUGGCACCGAGAUGACAGCAACGCUGCCCUGCCUCUGGGAUGCCAUGGUGGGGCACCUGAAGGGGGUUUGUGACGGGCAGGAACGUUCUCUGGACUGUAACCUGCUGCUGGAGAAAGGAGACGCCGCAGCCCAGGAGCUCAUUAACUCUCUGCAGGUGCUGGAGGUGACAGCGGGGGCCAUGUCCUCCGAGCUCGUCCCCCUGCUACUGGAACACCUGCCACACCUCUGCACCUGCCUGCAGCAUCCCUACACGGCCGUCCGUCACAUGGCCGCACGCUGCUUGGGCGUGCUCAGCAAGAUCGCUACCUUGGAAACCAUGAACGUCUUCCUGGAGAAGGUGCUGCCAUGGUUGGGGGCGAUAGACGACACCACCAAGCAGGAAGGUGCCAUGGAGGCCAUGGCCUGCGUGAUGGAGCAGCUGGACGUGGACAUCGUGCCCUACAUCGUGCUGCUGGUGGUGCCGGUUCUCGGCCGCAUGAGCGACCCGAGUGACAGCGUCCGUUUCAUGGCCACGCAGUGCUUUGCCACGCUUAUCCGCCUGCUACCUUUGGAGGCCGGCAUCCCAGACCCCCCGAACAUGUCGGAGGACCUGAUCAGGCAGAAGGCCAGGGAAAGGCACUUCCUGGAGCAACUUCUAGAUGGGCGCAAGCUGGAGAGUUACAAGAUUCCUGUUCCCAUCAAAGCGGAGCUGAGGAAAUACCAGCAGGAUGGAGUCAACUGGCUUUCGUUCCUGAACAAGUACAAGUUGCACGGCAUCCUGUGUGAUGACAUGGGAUUGGGGAAAACACUGCAGUCCAUCUGCAUCAUGGCAGGGGACCACUUCCUCAGGUCUCAGGAGUUUUCCAAAAGCAAGGCUGCGGACUGCUGCCCCCUGCCCUCCCUUGUGGUAUGUCCUCCCACGCUGACUGGCCAUUGGGUGGACGAGGUGAGCAAGUUCUGCUCCAAAGAGUAUCUGAACCCCCUGCAUUACACCGGACCUCCCACAGAGCGCAUGCGGUUACAGCAUCAGGUGAAAAAGCACAACCUCAUCGUGGCUUCGUAUGACGUUGUACGCAACGAUAUUGACUUUUUUAGGAAUAUUAAAUUCAACUAUUGUAUACUGGACGAAGGCCACGUGAUAAAGAAUGGGAAGACGAAGCUGUCCAAGGCAAUCAAGCAGCUGUCUGCCAACUUCCGGGUCAUCCUCUCCGGCACGCCCAUUCAGAACAAUGUGCUGGAGCUAUGGUCUCUCUUCGACUUCCUCAUGCCCGGCUUCCUGGGCACUGAGCGCCAGUUUGCUGCCCGCUAUGGGAAGCCCAUCCUUGCCAGUCGUGAUGCCAAGAGUUCGUCCCGGGAGCAAGAGGCGGGUGUGCUUGCCAUGGAAGCACUACAUCGGCAAGUUCUUCCCUUUCUUCUGAGGAGGAUGAAGGAAGAUGUGCUUCAGGAUCUGCCACCUAAAAUCAUCCAGGAUUACUACUGCAAUCUCAGCCCCCUGCAGGUGCAACUGUAUGAGGAUUUUGCCAAAUCUCGGGCAAAGGUAAAUGUGGAAGACACUAUCUCAACAGCCAUCGUGCCAGAGGAAGAAGACACACCUAAGCUAAAGGCGACCGGCCACGUGUUCCAGGCUCUGCAGUACCUGAGGAAGCUCUGCAAUCACCCCGCCCUGGUUCUGACUCCUAUGCACCCUGAGUAUAAGCGCAUCACUGAGCAGCUCGCGGCCCAGCACUCCAGCUUGCGGGACAUCCAGCACGCCCCCAAACUCUCAGCACUCAAACAGCUGCUCCUGGAUUGUGGCCUAGGAAGUACAGGCUCCUCCGACGUGGCCACUGAGGCGGUGGUGGCCCAGCACCGUGUGCUGAUCUUCUGCCAGCUGAAGAGUAUGUUGGAUAUUGUGGAGCACGACCUGCUAAAGCCCCAGCUUCCUUCCGUCACCUACCUACGCCUGGAUGGCAGCGUGCAAGCUGGCUUGCGCCAUUCCAUAGUCUCCAGGUUCAACAAUGACCCGUCCAUAGAUGUUCUUCUGCUAACCACCCAUGUAGGUGGACUGGGUCUUAACCUCACAGGGGCCGACACGGUGGUCUUCGUGGAACAUGACUGGAACCCGAUGAGGGAUCUUCAGGCUAUGGAUCGUGCCCACAGGAUAGGACAGAAACGUGUAGUGAACGUGUACCGCCUCAUUACCCGGGGCACAUUGGAGGAGAAGAUUAUGGGUCUGCAGAAGUUCAAGAUGAGCAUCGCCAACACGGUCAUCAGCCAGGAAAACGCCAGUCUUCAGAGCAUGGGCACAGAGCAAUUGCUCAACCUUUUUACCCUGGACAAGGAUGAAAAGUUGGAGAAAGGGGAGGCAUCUGCCGCUUCUUCUUCAGGAAAGGCCUCCAUGAAGUCUGUUCUGGACAGCCUGGGAGAUCUCUGGGACCAGCAGCAGUAUGAUGCAGAAUAUGACCUGGACAAUUUCAUGCAUUCUCUUCAAUGACCUGCCAAAGCAGUGACUCCUUUAUGAAAAGCUUAAAUCCUCUUCAGUCAAACCCACCCUACCCCACCCUGCAAUGUGACCCGGACGGCUUCCCGUGCUGUUUCUCUAACACCACGCCACGAUUGCUUGUGAAAGUGUACCGCACGUUCCAGUCACAAAGUUCUUUUUAAGCUCAGUCUUAAACCAUUCAUUUUCUUCUCAUUCUGAUAUGCACAAGGAAGUGAAGAUUUGGAUGAACAACUACACAGGUCUGUUUUGAGCAGAAGUCUCCUAUAGACGCCUCGGGCCACGUGAGCGCAUUAUGCCACCAUAGAGCUAUGAGCGGUACAUGUACUAGUGACAUUGUCUUAUGCAGUACAUGCAGUUUUGGACUGAAUAUCCCUACCCUCCACCCCCCCCACAUUUUUGUUUUUGCACAGCAAACCUCCAGGGGGUGCUCUUUUGCCUCCAAUUUUUUCCUUAAGCACAGAAUCUUCUCUCUUAUCACCUUCAAAACGGUCUGUGAAUUGCUUUUUAAUACCUAGUGAGUGAGUUCUAGCCAGUAUCCUCCCCAUCUAUCAGCCAAUCAUGGUAUUGUUCCUCUAAAUGUCCGCUUUAACACUGCAGUUCAUACAGGUACGCAAGUACUUAGGGUUGGAAAAUCACUGCUCCACAGCCUAUAGAGAGGAUCUUUUUAAAAAAAAAAAACAAAAAAAAAAAAAACAAAACGUGGAAUUGUAAAUAUUUAUGUACUUGCUCUUUGUUUAGGCUGAUAGAAUUAAUAAAUUCUUAAGAGCUUUCGUGA